AUGCGUCUUUUCAAAAGCAGAGCUCCACCCGCUCUAGUAGCAUUGUGUGCGCUUAGCCAGCCAGCCUACUCUGCACCCACCUCAAGCAGUGCUGCCGUGGUCCCUGGUCCUACCAUGAUCGACUUUGACGACGAUGGCGUUGUUGGUGGGCUUUAUCGCCCAUCAGUAAAUAGCGCAAGGUCGAGUAUUGCAGUAUAUGUGAUGCACGCCGAAAGCGACUACCUGUCGAUCUCCGCUUGCACAGAGCUGCCCCAGCGCGGCUUAACCACACUAUGUGCAAAUAAUGCUGCCGACAAGACAGGCGUGAUGUCGACCAUCUAUUUCGAAGAUGAACUCACCCAGGUUGAUCAGGGGAUGCGGUACCUGCGCAACUUAACUGGAAUUGACAAGGUUGUGUUGUUCGGUCACAGCGGCGGUGGUGCCAUGAUGGCUGGUUAUCAGGACGUUGCUGAAAAUGGCGUCAGUGCAUGCCAGGGCCCAGAGAAGAUCCAUAAUUGUACCGACUCUGUUGCUGGUCUUCUUCCUGCUGAUGGUAUCAUGCUCAUUGAUGCCAACUAUGGACUCGGGAGUAUGCCCUCUUUGAGCUUGAACCCUGCUCUAACUGGUCCCCAUGGCACGACAGUGAACCAAACUUUGAACCUAUUCAAUCCUGCUAAUGGGUUCGUCAAUGGUGCUUCGUCCAACUUCACCGCUGAUUUCAAGAAGAGAUACCAAGCCGCGGUGGUGAAGCGGAACAACGACAUCAUCAGUUAUGCACAGGACCGACUUGCCAAAAUUGAGUCCGGAAAGACUGGCUUGACCGAUGAUGAGCCUUUUUAUAUCACCAAUGCCGCAUACGGAACGAUGAACAACAAGUUCUUUCCCCAGGACUUGAACUAUAUCGCCCACACUACGUACCCAUGGAAGCUACUUCACAAGGACGGAAAGAUCACCAACCAAAUUGUGCACACUGUCCGAGUCCCUGUGAACUUUGAAAGCUAUGCAACUUCAUACAUGCAGGGUGCCCUCAAGACCACGAUUCGUCGAUUUUUGGGCACCUUUGCUAUUCGUGCAGGCGAUGAUUUUGAAAUUAUGGCCGAUGGAUUCAAGGGGAUUGACUUUGCCUCCAACCAGUUCUCUCCAUCUGAGUCUAUCAAGGGUGUUGUCGUCCCUUUACUCAAUAUGGGAAUGACUGGUCACUGGGAGUAUCUGAAUGCGGAAAAGAUUCACCUGAAUGCUGCUAGUAAUGACACCGACAUUGCAUUUGUUGACGGCGCCACGCAUAUGAUUGCAACUUGUUUGGAGUGUGAGAAGUAUCCUGGGUAA
Penicillium longicatenatum is the source of this 1305-nucleotide messenger RNA. RefSeq lists its product as uncharacterized. The record is from RefSeq and is a predicted model, not a curated record. The transcript has a single exon. The coding region runs from base 1 to 1305 and encodes 434 amino acids. NCBI's taxonomy places the organism in Eukaryota, Fungi, Ascomycota, Eurotiomycetes, Eurotiales, Aspergillaceae.